This is a messenger RNA of Anguilla rostrata (American eel), 8128 nucleotides long. RefSeq names its product ALMS1 centrosome and basal body associated protein (gene alms1). The coding region runs from base 102 to 7868 and encodes 2588 amino acids. Lineage: Eukaryota; Metazoa; Chordata; Actinopteri; Anguilliformes; Anguillidae. Gene Ontology annotation, molecular function: microtubule binding. The transcript has 20 exons. The record is from RefSeq and is a predicted model, not a curated record.
CCCGCGCUAGUUUCCGGGCUUUUACUGGCAUCCUUAGCAACCUUGCCUAGAUACGAACUGCGAGUCGAAAGCGCAGGCGCUUGUUUUUACAGAGCCACAACAUGGAGACUGUUGAAGUACAAGAUGAGGAGGCUGUCAUUAGACCAAUCGUCACAACACCACCCAUCUCCCGACAGAGCAGAGCAGACGAGCUACGGAGCGUGAGCAGUAGCCCUGGGAGCGGAACUCACAUCUCCUCCAGCACCAGCGCCGUUUCUCUGGGGGAGGCAAUCGCGCACCGGGCCAAACAGGGGGUGGAGUCAUGGGGGCAGCUGCCUAUGGAAGAGGAUGCGAGUCAGCUGACCAUGGCUUCAGUGAGCAGAUUGGGCCAGACAUCAUCCUGGCCAGAAGAGGUCCACAUCCACCAUGACCCAAUCCAAGAGAGGCUGGUCACUGUUGCUGAAGACGCCACAGUACAACGACAUGAAGGAAGAACCUGCUCUUUCACGCUUGAAUUUCAGGAUAGCCGUCUUUCGCCCGCUCUGCCUUUAUUGCCUGACAAAUCUGGAAAACUGCACAGCCUUGCAGAAGACACCCUUUUUCAUCAGACUGAUUUAGAGUUUGUCGCUCUCAGGGGAUCUCCAGAUAUUUCUGUUGCGUCAGAAAGGUUUCCCAUGCCACACCAGGUCAGCGAUGCCUCUCAAAUUUGCUCCUCCAAGGUGUCCAAAGACCUGCCUGCUGACCAGUCUGUGCUGCUUCAGGAACAUUUGGGUCUUACAGUGGCUUCGGUGGAAGAGGUCAGCUGCUGCUCCCUCUCUCAGCACACUCUGUCCCCUUUCUCUGAAGAUGGGGGACAGGAUGUAGAGCACAUUCAUGGGAUCCUGGAGGAAAUGCAGGUGGAAAGGGAACCAUGCUAUGGAGUGGCAGACCAACGCACCGAUAAUUCUGAUGGGAAGGAUCAAAUCUCUCUCGCCACUAGGCCCCAAGAGAAACCCAUGAAGAAAAUGUCCCAAGUCAGCAGCUCCUUUCGAAGUGGAGACAUCACUGUGCCUCUAUUACGUGAGCUCCCCCAAAGGAACGCUAACUUGUCAAGCAGCAGCAGUGUGGUGUCCUCUGCCUCUGCGACCUCCAUGAACAAGGGGUCUUCCUCAAGAGGUUCCACUGGUUAUAAAGCAAUCAAGCCAGAAGCAGCUCCAUCUCCCAGAUUGAAAGAAGUGACUGAACAGAAAACAUCAGAGCUGGAGGAAGUGGUUGGACUAAAACUGGAUCACUCCAGAAGCUCUUUAGAAUGGGAACCCUCAGCUGAGCAAAGAGAAGGACCACUGGGGGUAGCCUCUUGCUCAUCUCUGACACAGGUGAAAACAUCCAGGGGUACAGCAGCUUUAGACACGUCUGGGAGGUCCGAGGUAUCCAACAUCACCACUCGGGCUUCCCGCACCCAGCAAGAUGAUGAUUCUGAUGCACUCCGUGAGCAGCUUUGUGCUGAAAUUGAGAGGGCUCGUCAGUCUGAGUCUAGGCCCAAAGCCCAAGAGGUUGAUAGUCCCCAAGCACCUGGUCAGCCCAAGCCCCCGAGCAGUCAGUCAGCCACCCCAAACACAUGUUCCUUAGGAACACACAGUGGAAGGGGUAGUACCAUCAUAGAGGUAUCCACAGACUUUGACAAGACCGAGGGACGGUUGUCACCAGGUUUCAGCUUUGAAAGAGGGCAUACAGAGAGAGAGCUCUCAUCCUCCGGGAAUCAGAUGGCCGUGGAUGGAUCUUUCCUGGGGACCUUCUCCCAGCCGGUUUCCCAGUCCACCCCAGGUGUGUUCUCAGGGCCACCCAGAGCCAGUGUGCAGCCACCCAUCGGCAAGCUGUCUCCCAUUGAGUCCAACCUCGAGGUGUCUCAGCCAUCCUCCUCCAGGGCAGUCCAAAGCAGCUCCUCAAAACCGUUUCUUGCUCCCACGUUUGACAUCAGUGUCACAAACCCAAGUGGACUUGGUACUGGGAUGGGAUCUUUUCGGGAUGCAUCACUCAAGAGCACUGGAAAGAUACAAUCCCUACCAAGUCUGAACUUCAUGGAGAAAGUCGGCGCCUGGAAUAUGACUCAGACAUCAGGGACGACAUAUUUUGACAACUUAGCUCUUCGCGGUUUCACUGGAGUCUCGCCUAAGAAGAAGGCCUUUGAUGCCAUCUCCGACUCACUGAACCGCAUGCUGUCCCAGGAGGGGGGCAGCAAACAGUUUGUGGCAGCAUCUGCACCGGGCCCCACCAUCCACAGUCCAAGGAGGAACCUGGCUGCCUCCUUCUCUGGAACAACGGCAUUUGGAUCAGAUUCUAGAGGUGGGAGCUUUGUAGCAUCCCCUCUGGACAGGCCUGGGAACCAGCCAACCCUUUGUGCGGAUACUGGGGAAAUUCAACCGAGGGAGAAACCAGGCAAUGACCUGGCAAGCCCUGAAUCCUUGUGCCUCUCAGGAAUGCCCAAGAUGGACCCUCCACAAAGGGAGCCUGGACAGAAUAAGCAAGACACUGGCCAACAGUUAGAUCGCACAGAGCCAGCCGGUCAACAGGGGGUAGUGACUGACAAAGAUCAGAGCGGUGCUGGGAGAGGAAGUGCCGAGGAGCUGCAAAGUACAGCUCAACUAACAACUCGCCUUGGCUUGGACCGAUUCAGCGACGUCUCCUCAAAUAGAGACCUCAGCAACACUCUGACCUGUUCUCAGGAUAGCUACCAUGUUGAACAAAGGCUGGCAGCCUCCAUCGGGGCAGUGUCCUCUGUGGGCAGUCUAGAAGUGGACAACUACGUCCCCUACUGGACUCCCAGUCCUCCGUCACCUGCAAAGGAUGCAGAGCUAAAUAUUGAGGCAAGAAUUCCGAUGUACCUCCAUAACCUUGGCAUUGACCAGUCCCCAUCAGCUAUCCUUACUCCUUUUGUACCACGAGGACCCAUCAGAGAACCGGAAUUCUCCCCAACUGAUCUUUGCACAUUGAAAGGUUCCACAGGGACACCAACAAAAAGCACACAGCCAUCUGAGGCAGGCAGUCCUGCCAAAGGAGAGUUCUCGAGAUGCAGCCUCCUGUCUGUUGGCUCGAGUGUGUCUAUCUCGCUGAGUGUAGACAGCCUCCAGCCCAAAAUGCCCCUCUCCCAACAUGCCAAAGACAGACCUCUAAAUGAGCGCUGCCUGCAGACCGCCUUCCACCCUCUGGGCCCCCUCCCACAGGGCUCGCCACAGCCCCCUGGCCCGGAUACUGGCCACAACCUGAGCGACAGCGCUGACGACCCGACCGCCGUGCGAGUACGGGAGCUAAUCGAGAAGUUCCAGUCCGGGAAAGUGUUUGUUACGCCUGACAGCCUGCCUUCAACAGAAGCCAGACAGCAGCAAGCCAGGGACUCCCCUCUGGAGGCCAAACCCAGUGAGACUUCGGACAGCAGCAUGGAUCCUGGUGCCGACUCCUUCGUGGGGUCAAAAACCCUGCAGGAGAUACGGAAACUCCUGGGCAGGGCAGAAAGCAUUGUGUCAGGGAAGUCCUCCGUCUCAUCCUCUCCUCCUUCGCUGCGGGACUCCGAUGAUUCCCUUCUCUGUCUAAAAAGGAAGCUGGAGGGCUUCCAGGACUCUUUCGCCUCCUCUACGGGAAACCAGGAGAUGCCCUCCUCCCUCCUGUGGGGCAGGUCCUCCUCAGAGUCUGCGCUGACUUCAGACGGGAUGAAAGAACGCGCCUCUGGCGAGCUCGGCAGGUCUCCUCGAGCGUCCGGUCACAACUUUGCGCAAGGCAAAGGUGUGCUUCUGAGGUCCUUGGACAGAAUUUCGAACCAGGCGUCUGAGUCUUUCCCAACUAAGUCAGUGAGGCGAUCCGAGCCUGAAGGGUGCAGUGCGACCGCUCCUGACCGAGCGGCCCCAGUGUUUGUUUCAAUAAUGCAGGUAAACCCACCGACUCCCAGUGGAGGUGUGCAGCAGGGCCCGGCACAGGAAGUGAUGUCACCAACAGAGAGCUUGGUGAGCGGCCCAGCAGAGAAUAUGCAGGCCCCCAGCCUUAGGGAGGCUGAGAGAGCAGUGGAGAGUGACAGCAGCAGUGCGGACACACUGACAACAAGAGUGGCCGCCCUGCUAAGGAAUGAGUCACCAGCAACCAUGGCAUCAAGUAGCUGCAGCACUGCAGAUGAGGAGGAACGCAAAGCACGGGAGUGGAUCAAGUUGAAGGUCACUGGGCAGCAGUGUGAAAAGCUGCAGCUGAAUGUGGAGGACAGGCAGCGCAUUGAAGAGAUCAAGAGAGAUCUCCUUCAUAACACCAAACGCAUGACAAAGAGCCAGCUGAGCACCGACACCGAUUCCAGCACGCACUCCGGCGCCCCCUGGGGGCAGCCCCCUUCCCACGCGGGCCAGUUCGACGCCCUGAAGUCAGCAGAGCACCAGCUGUCCCACCAGCUGCAGCGGCUCAACCACAACGCCUUCGACUCCAGCGUGCAGCUGCACCCUCCCGUGCGCCAGGACCCGGAGGCACGGGUCCGAGACGCGGCCCAGAGGACCAGCCCCCCGCCAAUCACGUCCAUCACCAUCGCCUCCUGCCGCCGCAGCCCGUCCCCCGCCCCUCCACGCAGCCCCACGCCCACGCCCCUCAGUCUGGCUCACCUCGCCACAGACGGUGUUCCCAUGCCGGCCACCGGGGUGCGCACCUCGGAGAGCCGGGAACCUGCUCUUCAGACCAAGGAGGAUACAGCGGUUCAGAUUUCUCUGGAAGCAGAGUCGGCUGGUGGAACGCUGAGCGUCGCUCACGUUCGCGGUUCUCCCACUGAUCUCGUUCCUGCGUCGGGACCGGGACCUGACCACCCCGACAACCGCCCCGAGUCUCCUUCUCCUUUAGAAGCGGUAACCCAGUCAAAAACUGAGACCCUCGGGACACGGUACUCCACGUCAUACGGGUUCGACACCAGCUCCACGGCUGGAGAGGGGAGCCGGACGGGCGGCGGGAGGUCCAGGUCUCCCUUCCACCUGAACCCCACCUCGUACCGGCAGGGGUCGAGGUCAGACCCCAACAUAAGCUCCACCUCCAGCCUGGAGCCCGCGGCAGCCCCUUUACACAACUCCACGUUCGCGUCCGGCUCCUGCGCCAUUCUCUCCCCAAACAAGAAGGUUCUCUCCCACGUCCACCUCACCCUGUCCCCGAAAUUGCCCAAAGGAAAGUCUGAGGAGUCCGCCGUGGAGCCACCUGUUCGGCAGGACUGGGCUUCGGAGAGGAGAGCUGGAGGUACGGAGAGCACAGCUGGCCUACCUCCUGACUUUUCCACCAGGCUGACCUCACGGAAUCUUCCGGAAUUUUCGGCUCGCGAGCAGCUGUUCCCUGACGGUCGUCCUCCGGUGAACCGGAGUUCGUAUUUCCCUGCUCCCAGGGUAACCGGCUGGACCGAUGCGCGCCAGGAACCGAGGUCUACACCUUUGUUAUUGGAUGGGGCGAGUUCACAGGGGGUCCCUAUUCGGCCAAUCGGAAGGGAGAAUCGUGAGACCGCUGACGCGUCCGUCCAGAUCACCACCCAUUUGUCCCAGGAGGUACCAUGGAGGGCAGAGCCUGUCACAAGCUUCCCACAAUCCUUCACUGCUCAGCCAAGAGUGUCGGGUCUGUCUGAGCCCUUAGCUAUUCACACACCAGCUGUGCCUGUUUUGCUUCCGUACAAACCGCAUGGGAGCCCAGAGCUGUUCUACAUCCCCAAGAGCGAGGCACCGCUCUCCGACACCACCGUAGAGAGCUCCCAUCCAGGCUCUGACGACGCCGUUCCGCCGCGGUUCAGCUCCGAGGUGCUGGGCUCCAGAGACCGGGAGGCAGGGGCGGCGGUCAGCGGCAGACACGCCGAAGGGAUCUACAGCAAGAGGCCCGCGGCUUACAGAGCGCGCCCAGGACACGGAGGUCUCAGAAUGGACACGGUUGGCGGUCUUCAGACUAAUGAAGUCCGGCAGAGUGGCAGGCCGUACCCCCUCUCUGUCAGGACAGGCGACUCUGGUGACCCACCCAGGAGUUCUGAGGCAUGGCCGAAUGUCAGGGGCGUGGACCCCCCCAGCAGAGGCCAAGAGGAGGUGGAGUUUGUACCCCUACAGGGGGAGGAGGCCUACAGCACGGAGGACCUCCGUUCUUACAGUCGCGCUGUCCGAGAGCCCCGCCCUCUGGGAGGGUCAGACAGGGAGGAGCCCGCCCACAGUUGGCGGGACUUCACCGCCAGGGGCGUGUCCUCUCAGAGCAGCGGCGGCAACCUGAACGAGCUGUGGCAGAGGUUCAACGAGAGGCGGAGCCAGAGGGAGUCCGGCCCCCCCGGGGAGGGGGAAACGCCUUUACUGGACAGGCUGGAGCGUCUGUCUCGGCUGAUCCACAGCAGCCGCAACGCCACGCCCCUGGGGGGGAGGGAAGCGAGCGCCCCCGCCAAGAGACGGGAGGAGAGGAGGAGGAAGCAGGGGGAGAAGGAGGAGAAGAGGAGAGAGGAGGAGGAGCAGAGAGAGGCGGACCGGAGGAGGGGGAACGGAGAGCAGCGCUCGGUCCGGGAGGCCUGGGCGGAGCCAGGGGCGGAGCAGGAGGAGGAGUCUCUGAGCAGCUCCACCCUCACCGAGGGCUCGUUCGGCCGACACCGCUGCCCGGCGGAGAAGGACGGGUCGGCGAGCCGGUCCGGCGAUACGGACGCCGGCGACUCGGCCAGCACCGCGUCCACCAUCGACACCGCCCGCCUCAUCCGCGCCUUCGGCCGGGGCCGGGUCCAGGCCAACCCCGGCCUCAACAGGCUCUACAGCGCCAUCGGCAGGCAGAGGGAGGGCACGGAGCAGAGGAGAGGGAGGAAGAGAGGCGGGCCCAAACCCCCGGCCCCGCCCCCAGCCCCCUCCGAGACCAACAGCACGGACAGCUCCACCCUCAGCACCGUGGCCCCGGGCGAGUCCGUGUCGUCGGACGGCGACCUGCCCCGGGGCCCGCCGGACGUCCUCGUGGCGAAGAAGGCGGUCAAGCUGGUCAACAAAGGAGUCCAGGCAGGUGAUGUGGAGAUUGUGGUGAACGGGACCAGGAAGCACACGCGAGACGUGGGCACCGUCUUCCCCUCGCCCAUCCCUGCCAGGGAGGCGGGGCGCGCGGCGGCCGGCAGCAGGGGAGGCCAGGGUGGAGAGAGGAGCCCCCCUAAAACGCAGAGCUUCAUGAACGAGAAGAGGAGCAGGAAGGCCCAAAUAGAGCGCUACCCGCAAGGUGUGUCUUGGUUCGUCCCUGCGGACAGCCUGAAAGGCAAUGCCAAGGAGAACCAGCCGGGGCCCGGGGCAUUGCCUGGGCGGGGCCAGGUGUGGUUCGAACCCUACACCAAAACCAAGCCCUGGAGGGAGCCCCUGAGAGAGAGGCAGCUACAGGAGGAGCCAGUGAGCAUCAAGAGGAGGAGCCCGGGUCAGCCAAUCGGCAGCGCCGAAACGGACACAGACGGCAAAGCCCCUCCCGCCCUGGCUCGCAUUACACUUCAGGAGGCCCUGGAGAUGCGGCGGCCGGACUUCCUGUCGCGCUCGCGGGAGCGGGUGAAGAGGCUGGAGCUGCAGGUGGAGGAGCGCAGGCUGCAGGCCGUCUUCCAGCAGGAGAGGGAGCAGCUCUUCAACCGGCCCGGGGGCCGAGGGCAGCUCAGCCAGCCCGCAGAUUUUUCAGCUCACAGGAAGAGAGUCGUUCCCAGGAAAGAGAUGUUCAAGAGAUCCAAGCAACUGUCUAAUCAUGAGAAAAAGGAGUUAAGAUCUGACAAGGUAGCCAGUCAGAGGAAGGCUAUGAGGAUAUACUCCCAGCUGCCUGAAGUACAGCAGAGGAUAGAGGAGGAGAAGAGGAAGGCCGAGUAUCGCUCCUACAGGCUUAACGCCCAGCUCUACAAGAAGAAAAUCACCAACCGCAUCUUGGGGAGAAAGACACCAUGGCAGUGAGCAGGAGGAUGAGGCUGCACAACAGGUCAAGCAAUUUCUGUGCAGCGGAGGGGAAAAGUUUUUUAUUCCUUUUUUCUUUCUUUCUUUUGUGUGUUGCAUUCCUACUCUUAAUGUACCCAUGUUUUGUACUGAAUGUUGUGUGUUUUUACUGAAAUGAUGUGGCUUUUUAAUAAAAAAAAGUUUUAUAUUAUGUUUUAAUGAUGUUUAUAAAUGAUGUUGUAAUAAUGAUUUAAUAAAUUGACUGAGUGACAAAGGUUUAA